This is a messenger RNA of Esox lucius (northern pike), 2716 nucleotides long. Its product is annotated as caldesmon. Gene Ontology annotation, biological process: muscle contraction. The record is from RefSeq and is a predicted model, not a curated record. Bases 8 to 2329 code for a protein of 773 amino acids. Gene Ontology annotation, molecular function: myosin binding; calmodulin binding; actin binding. NCBI's taxonomy places the organism in Eukaryota, Metazoa, Chordata, Actinopteri, Esociformes, Esocidae. The transcript has 16 exons.
CUGAGACAUGACGGAACCAAUUAAGCCCUUGUCUUUAAGAAUAUUUUGUCAAGGUGCUGUAGCUGGACCAGAGUUGAUUGUAAAUGUGGACAGUAUCAAAAAAUGGAUGUCAGUAGUAAAGACGGUCCGAACCCAGAAGAACCGUCUGCAGCCCAUCAUGGAUGACGACUUCGAUCAGCGCAUGGAGCUGAGGAGGCAGAGGCGUGAGCAGAUGCGCCUGGAGUCGGAGAAGGGCUUCAGCACAACCGAUGAUGACGAGGAGGCGGCUCGAGAGCGGAGGAGAAAGGCUCGUGAGGAGAGGAUGAAGAAGGCUGAGAUGGAGGAGUCCAGCGCUGGGACCAUCCAAGCCAACAACACUAACAGCGUAACGGAGGCAGAGUCCUUCUCCACCAGUGCCGAGGUGAGCUCCUCAGGAGUAGUUGAGGAUGACGCUGUACUCCUGGACCGCCUGGCCAAACGUGAGGAACGUAGACAGAGGAGGAUGAAGGAGGCCCUUGAGAGACAGAAGGAGUUGGACCCCACCAUCACUGACAGCCACGUCCCCGAAAACAACGAGAACAAUCAGGAGGAGGAGCAGAGGUCCGACCACAGAACGCAAAACCAAGUGACAUCUGAGCAGGACAUAGAGGAAAAAACGGCCCAGGAGGAGGUGACCACCAACUCCUGGAGUAGAGAGGAGGAGGGAAAUAAGGAGGAGAUCCGAGACGAAAAGGUGUCCACAAAGGAGGAAGAGCCUGAACCUCUCCAAGAGAAGAAAGAGGAGGAGGUUCCGGAAACACCAAUACCACCAGAAAAAGAUGUUGAGUCCGUUUUGCCCAAGAUGGAGGUAGGGGAGCAAUCUGUUGAAGAGGUAUCUAAGAGAGAGGAGGAAGAGAAACAGAAGAAAGAGAUUGAAGAAAAAGAGGCUGCGGAAAAAGCUGCAAAACUGAAAAAGGAUGCAGAAGAAAAAGAAAAGGCUGAGAAGCUAAGGAAAGAAGAAGAAAUGGCAGCAAAACUCAAGAAAGAGGCUGAAGAAAAGGCUGCAAAGGAGAGGAAAGAAGCUGAAGAAAAAGAAAAAGCUGAAAAAGCCAGAAAAGAAGAAGAAAAAGCUGCUAAACUCAAGAAAGAGGCUGAAGAAAAGGCUGCAAAGGAGAGGAAAGAAGCUGAAGAAAAAGCAGAAAAAGCCAGAAUAGAAGAAGAAAAAGCUGCUAAACUCAAGAAAGAGGCUGAAGAAAAAGCAGCAAAACUCAAAAAAGAAGAAGAAAAAGCUGCAAAACUCAGAAAAGAAGAAGAAGAAAAAGCUGCAAAACUCAAGAAAGAAGCUGAAGAGAAAGUAAAAAAAUCUAAGCAAGCAGAGGAAAAGAAGAAAUUGGAGGAGGAAAAGUCCAAAAAACGGGAUGCUGAGAAGGUCGAGGUGGAGAAACCGAAGCUGCGAUCAGUCAAGAAAGAUGAGAAAGACUCCACCCCCUCCAAGCAACAGAACGGAGCUGUUCACUCCGCCAAGGCUGAGGACCAGAAGCGACUGGAGGCGGAGAAGAAGCUCGAGGAACUGAAGCGCCGCCGCAACGAAGCGGACAGCGAGGAGGUUGAAAAGAUGAGGCAGAAACAACAGGAAGAAGAGGCCGAGCUGGAAGAACUGAAGAAGAAGAGGGAGGGCCGAAAGAAGAUCAUUGAGGAAGAGGAAAAACAAAAGAAGGCCGAGCUGGCAGAGAAGAAGGCCAAAGAGCAGGAAGAGAGGAAGAGGCUGAGGGAAGAGAUAGAGCAAAGAAGAAAAGAGGCUGCUGAGAAGAAGAAACACAUGAUGGAGGAAUCCUCAGAUGGAGACAAGAAGCCCUUCACAUUGGGUGUCACCCCUAAGGGCAAGAUUGGGGAGAAGGCAGAGUUCUUGAACCAGAGAUCACAGAAAAGUGUGACACCCAGGAGCUCUCACACUCCAGUCGUCUCCAAGAUUGGCAACAGGCUGGAGCAGUACACGACCGCAGUUCAGACCAACCGGAACGUCAGGUCCCCCAAGUCUCCAACGUCAGACCUGCCAGAGACACCAAGUAUCCGCAACAUCAAGAGCAUGUGGGAGAAGGGAAAUGUUGGGGGGGCCACAGACACUCCAAAACCUACAAAUAGGGAUGCUGUUGAUAUAAAAGUGGGCGUGGCUAGUCUGACAAAAGGCUGGGGAAAGAGCCCAGCAGACACAGGCAAGGCCACCGCGGCCGCAGCUGAGAAGGCUGAAGACCUGAAGCCCGUUGACGUCGGCAAAAAGCGAAGCCAAUGGGAAACAAAGGACUCAUCAUCUGCCAAGGUGACUGUCGGAGGCAAGAGCAUAUCUGUCACGAAUGCAGGUAUGAGACGCUAAUCCAAUUAGAAAUCCCAGAGGACGAAGAUCAAACUGACGAAAAGCCAAAGUCUACAAUGUGUAUUCAAAUAAAAAUCAAAAAUCUUUCCAUAAAAGCCACACAUUGGGUUUUAUGAAAGAGAAGUGGAGUAUCAACAACUGGGUUAUUCCUUUUAGGUGGUAUUCAGAGUUUAGAUUAGAACAAGUUAAAUGAGCAACUUUGUAUCAAUCAUUCAUUGACGUUGAAGAUGCAUUCCAAUAUUUCUGGCCACUGGCUAUGAAAGUGGUGCUGUUGAGCCAAAAGCGGUCCCUGACAAUUGCAUACUUUAUCAUGUACAGUGGGUAUAGAAAAUAAUCACCCCCCUUUAAAAUAAUCACAUUAUUGAAAUGAAGACAGACACAGUUUUU